AUGACAGCUCAAGAUUGGAGUAGCUUGAUGAGCAUUGCCAGUCGAGCGAGCGAAGAGGAAAAACGCCGAUUGCUCCUUGAUGGCAUAUAUCGUAUCGUCGAAAAUUGGCAGGGCCCAUUACCGGAUCUCUUGGAGAUCUUUCGACCCGAAAAAAUCGAGCGUCUUCUCUCGUACGCCGUAACGGACCGAGAGGGCGACGAGAAGGCAAGAAUACGAUUCAUCAAGUUCGUGGUUGACACCGGAUACAGAGACCAGCCCAAAAUUGGCACAGACGGCCGGUACGCGUUGCAUCGCACCACACCGAUACAUCUCGUUUCGCGCGCCCAAGUCCGCGACUCGCCCGGCAUCGUUCACUCGCUGUUUGAAAUCUACGACAGAUUCGACUUGAACUACAUCGACGAAACGGGAUUCACGCAUUUGCACGCGGCUGGCUCUAUCCCCGAUGGACAGCGGCUCGUCGCAAGAUUUCUCGAACACGGGCAGAAUCCUAAUGUCGUCCUAAUUCCAGGUCAUUCGCUGCUACGAUCGGCCGUGCAAAACGACUGGCAGUUGGCUGCGGAGCUACUGAAAAGAGGCGCAAGUCCGACUUGGCGCGAUGCCGAUGGAUCCACUGCUCUGCACGCUAUUUGCCGGGAUGGUCGCGUGAAUCACUUGCUGCAGUUAUUCUUCGAGAUCGUCGACGAGCACAGAGAGCCGGUGCAGGUCGAUGUCCGUGACAGCUUCGGUAACACACCCCUGCACUUGGCCAUGCUUCACGGCAACAAGAGGGCAACCGAGAUACUGCUGGCAAGAGGCGCCGAGCCGAAUUUGGCCAACAAGAAAGGAUGGACACCUCUGCACUUGAUUUACCGGAGAGUCGAAAAAGAUGAGUCGAUAGAGUCGUUUUUCAAGGUCAACGAGGAAAAUCGUCAAACGGUUCAGGUCGAUGUUCGCGACAGGAAGGGUAACACACCGCUGCACUUGACUCUGGAGAACAGCAACGCGUGGGCGUCCGAGAUACUGCUGACAAGAGGCGCCGACGUGAAUUCGGUCAACGAAAAGGGAUCGACACCUCUGCACAUUAUGUGUCAGAAAACCGAAGCCGACUUAUUGGUGAAAAACUUCUUCGCUAUCAACGCCAGAUUAAAUAAUCCGGUGCGGGUCAAUGUCCGUGACAGCUUCGGUAACACACCGCUGCACUUGGCCAUGCUCCACGGCCACAAGAAGGCAACCGAGUCGCUGCUGCGCGCGGGCGCCGAUCCGAAUCUGGCCAACGACAAAGGAGAGACUCCGCUGCACGUUAUUUGCCGGAGAGCCGACGGCUGCGACAUAGUCGAGGUGUUCUUCAAGGUCGUCCGCGAGCUGCGCGGAAAGCCGCAGGUGCAAGUCGAUGCGCGCGACUGCUACGGUAACACGGCGCUGCACUUGGCCGUGCGUCACAGGAGCACGAUGAAGUUCUCGAUACUGCUGGUGAACGGCGCCGAUCCUAAUUUGGCCGAUAACGUCGGAUGUACCGCUCUGCACCUCGUUUGCCACUCAUUGAGACCCUACGGUUCGAUGAGUCGAUUCUUCGAGAUCGUCGACCAAAUGCAACGGCAGGUCCGGCUCGAUGCCCAGGACAACGCGGGCUGGACGCCGCUGCACGUGGCUGUGCAUUCGCGCUGCAAGGGCAAGUUUCAAACGCUGCUGGAGAGAGGCGCCGAUCCGAACGUGGCCAAUCGGGAUGGACAGACCGCUCUGCACUUUCUCGGUAGUAGAAUCCACGACGAUUUCAUGUGGCGUUUCUUCGGUAUCGUCGGCGACACGCGGCGGCCGGUGCUGAUCGAUGCUCGGGACACGAGGGGCCGGACUCCGCUGCUCGUGGCUUUGUUCGCCAAAAACACGAGGGCGGCCAAGAGACUUCUGUCGGUGGGCGCCAAUCCGAAUCUGGCCGACGCGGAUGGAUGGACUCCUCUGCACGUCAUCUGCAUCGAAUGCAAUUGGUUUUUGGACGCGUUCUUCCGAAUCAACGCGGAGAGACAGCAACCGGUGGAGAUCGAUGCCAAGACCAACGAGGGUAGAACGCCGUUGAACUUGUUGAGGAAUCGCAAGCCCUUUAACUACGAGCAAGUGUCGCGAUAUUUGGAGCAACUGGGCGCCGAGCUUGACUGA
This is a messenger RNA of Trichogramma pretiosum, 2130 nucleotides long. RefSeq names its product ankyrin-1-like. Gene Ontology annotation, molecular function: protein binding. NCBI's taxonomy places the organism in Eukaryota, Metazoa, Arthropoda, Insecta, Hymenoptera, Trichogrammatidae. The coding region runs from base 1 to 2130 and encodes 709 amino acids. The transcript has a single exon. The record is from RefSeq and is a predicted model, not a curated record.